AUGAGCAACCAGUCUAUACAGCAGUCCCAAGCCUCUUCAGCAAGAGAACCCGACCCAGAUGCUAUCAAAAUGUUUGUCGGUCAGAUACCACGCUCAUGGGGGGAAACAGAAUGCAGAGAGUUGUUUGAACAGUUCGGUUCUGUAUGUCAGCUAAAUGUUCUUCGUGAUAAAGUAACACAAACAAGUAGAGGUUGCUGUUUUGUAACUUAUUAUAAGCGAGCUGAUGCAAUAGCAGCGCAAGCAGCACUUCACAACAUCCGUGUCUUACCGCAAAUGUAUCAUCCUGUUCAAAUGAAGCCUGCCGACAUUGAAAACAGAAAUGAAAGAAAAUUGUUUAUUGGUAUGUUAAAUAAGAAGCUCACUGAAGACGAUGUCCGUGAAAUGUUUGCUCAAUUCGGACACAUUGAGGACUGCACUGUUUUGAAGGAUUCAGAAGGAAAAAGUCGAGGCUGUGCCUUUGUGACGUUUGCCCACCGUUCCUGUGCGCAGCAAGCAAUCAAACAAGUGCAUCUAUCUCAAACUAUGGAGGGUUGUUCAAAACCGAUUGUCGUGAAAUUUGCUGAUACUCAGAAGGAAAAAGAUGCAAAAAAAAGUGGUGGAACGCCAGCGACAACCACUUCAUUGCAGGACACAGUCAGUUUAGCUAGCACGUUGCAACAGUUAUUACAAACAGCACAACCUAACAGCAGUACCAGUCCUGCUCUGGGAACUCAGUUAGCUGCACUCGCAGCUCUCCUCCAAACAGCAUCACAACCCAAUGUUCUAAGUUUGCUUGGAAAUGUAUUAUCUGGUUUGGGUCGUUUAACCGAGAAUACAGCAACAUCGAAUCAAACAUCUGUAAAAUCAUCACCCUUUCCUCUUGCCAGUCAGCAAACCCUGGCAUCACUCUCCUCUUCACCGGGCCUCUCAAAUGCAGAUUCAUCAGCUGCACUUCAGCAACAACAGCAUCAACAAUUAGCUGCGCUUCAGCAGCAGCAAAGAUUAUUAGAACUUCUUACCCAUCAGCAACUUGCUAACACGCCAAUUUCUACUCCUAGUGGUUCGUUUGCUAGUGACAAUAAAAUAAAUGGUGCAACUGGAGGAAAUAAUCUUAUUCAGUUGACGGGACAAAAUGCAUCGAGCAGCAUCGAUGCUCUGCAACAAGCAUACGCUGGACUGCAGCAGUUUGCUGGUUUGUAUCCACAGUUAGCAACUAAUAAUUUGCUUGCUGCUAGUAGUACACCUAAUACAGGAAUGAAUACCACAAGCGGUGGACAAUCAAAGGGACCAGAUGGGUGCAAUCUGUUCAUUUAUCAUCUCCCACAGGACUUCACUGAUAACGAUUUAUACACCACAUUUUCACCUUUUGGAUCAAUUAUUUCGGCAAAAGUUUUCAUUGAUAAGCAAACUAAUUUGAGCAAAUGUUUCGGUUUUGUAAGCUACGAUAAUGUCGUUUCGGCUCAGAAUGCUAUCUCUGCACUUAAUGGAUUCCAGAUAGGUUCAAAACGGCUGAAAGUACAGCUAAAGCGUGGGAAGGAUAGUAAACCAUAUCCGAGUAUGCCUGUCACUAGUAACAGUGGUAAUACGAAGCCGCUAUCGGCUUAA
Messenger RNA from Brugia pahangi, 1584 nucleotides. The record is from the annotation of a GenBank genome assembly. Lineage: Eukaryota; Metazoa; Nematoda; Chromadorea; Rhabditida; Onchocercidae.